Hemibagrus wyckioides is the source of this 1990-nucleotide messenger RNA. It is a transcript of the gene pigs, whose product is annotated as phosphatidylinositol glycan anchor biosynthesis, class S. NCBI's taxonomy places the organism in Eukaryota, Metazoa, Chordata, Actinopteri, Siluriformes, Bagridae. The transcript has 12 exons. The record is from RefSeq and is a predicted model, not a curated record. The coding region runs from base 125 to 1819 and encodes 564 amino acids. Gene Ontology annotation, cellular component: GPI-anchor transamidase complex. Gene Ontology annotation, biological process: attachment of GPI anchor to protein.
CAUGGCUUCUGUGCAAAACACUAAACCCGCCUCUUCUCUGUUUUGAUUGGAUAAACCGUACGCGGAUUCUUUCCUCUGAUUGGUCAGUGCGCUGCGUCAUAUGCGGUAGUGAUUUCAUGCAGGAAUGGCAGCAACAGCAGCAAUAGAGAUAGAAAAACGGCGUGGGAGAAAUGCUGCCCUGUCCAUCGCCGCUGUGGUCAUUCUUCUUGGCUUGCCGUUAUGGUGGAAGACCACAGAGACAUACCGUGCCUGGCUCCCAUACUCCCAAAUCUCUGAGCUCGACUCCUUACAGCUCCAGUUAAGCGUGGAGGUCGAGGUGGUGUUCUCUCGAGGAACCCUGAGCCCGGAGCAGCAGAAGAAGGUCCCGCUCAGUCAGACCCGAGAGCAGGAGCACCAAGUAGACGCUAAGAACAGGCUGCGGUACAGAUAUGAAACCAAAUAUCGUACGGCUACCAUCAUGGAAGAAGAUGCUUUAAAUCAGCCCACAGCUCAAGAGGCGGAUCAUGCUCUGCACAUGCUCAGUGAGAGCGCCUGUGGCUCGGUCGUGGUGUACGUCGUCCCUGAGUCCUCCAGCCUGCUACCAGCUGACGUGAAGGUGUACGUGGGUCAGUGGCGCACCGCCCUGCUGCGUGCCACUCAGCUUCCUUCCUCUGGCAUUCUGAAGGAGGUGCUGUCCACUCUGGAGCCUCAGGUCAAGCAGGUGAUCGACACCAUGUCCUUCAGCCACCAGGAAAUCAUGGGGGCUCUGAGCGACCGCAUCCGCAUCAGCCAGGUCAGCAAGGAGAACCUGGUCGACAGCAUGAGGGCCAUCAAGUCCAGUCCAGGUUAUGAAAUCACAUUCAGCCUGUUGAACCCUGACCCCAAAUCCCACAGCCUGCACUGGGAUAUCGAGGGAGCGGUUCAGAGCUACAUCCAGCCUCUUCUCAACAAACUGAGCCCGAUAGCCAACUUCUCCGUGGACUCACAGAUCCUGUACUACGCCGUGCUGGGGGUCAACCCUCGUUUUGACAGCAGCGUAUCGGCGUACACUCUGAACGCAGCCAGCCUGGCGCACGUCAUCAACCCUGUAGAGGCCAGACUAGGCUCCAACGCUGCAUCUUCGUACCCGGUGCUGAACUUCCUGCUGUAUGUCCCCGAAGCUCAUCACUCUCCACUCUUCAUCAGAGACCAUAAGAAGAAGGAAGUGCCUACAAAUGCGUUCCACAGCCCCCGCUGGGGAGGGAUAAUGGUGUAUAACGUAAACAACAUGUACGACCCCGAGGCGGAAUUUCCUGUCCACAUCAACAUCAACAUGGCUAAAGUAAUGGGUGUCUUCCUGGCACAGUUAAGGCUGUUACUGGGAGUCCAGAAGACGCAUCCUCCGCCCGGUUUCGUCCUGCAGAGCCCGGGCAGCGCCGGAUUGGCCGAUUGGGAGCUGGACCGGCUGCUGUGGAGUCGCAGCGUAGAGAACGUGGCUACUGCUACAACCACCAUCACCUCACUCGCUCAGCUCCUCGACCAGAUCAGCAACAUCGUCAUCAAUGACAACAUCGCCCAGCAGGUGUCCAGCGCGGUCACGUCUCUCCAGGCCGCCACGGCCGAGCUGGAGGCCGGGAACUUGGCCUUCGCCCUGCAGUACAGUCGUGAGGCCAUACUGGCUUCAGAGAGAGCGUUUUUCGACCCGUCUCUCUUGCAUCUUUUAUACUUUCCUGACGACCAGAAGUUUGCCAUUUACAUCCCUCUCUUCUUGCCCAUGUGUGUGCCCAUAGUGCUCUCGCUGCUCAAGAUCAUCAAUGAGAUUAGACAGAAACGUGCUGACAAGAUGGCCAAAAAGGACUGAACACACACACACACACACAAACUUGGUGCCUGUGAGUGUGUGUUGUUUCUAUGCACUGAUUCAUUACACUGCAAGUUGUUACUAAAGAUGGUCUGUUGUGUAGAUAUUUAUUAUUUUCAAAAGUUUUUUUCUUUGUUAUUGUCACAGAAUAAAUGACAUUGUCUACCCGUU